AUGUCUAGAUCUCGACUUGCCAAGGAGAUGGAUAGGAAUACCAGGUACUUUUAUAAUAUUGCAUUAGCAAGGAGAAGGAAUAACCGAAUUGAGUCUUUAGUAAUUAACGGUAGGCUGAUGAGGAAUCAUGCAAGAAUUAAGGUUGCCACUAGAGAUUUCUACAGGAGGUUAUACCACCAGGACGAGUCGCCAAAUAUUAGCUUCAGAGAUGGUUUAGUUAAUUGCUUAGAGGAAGAGGAAGCUCAAGCACUUGAGGUACUACCAAUGGUGGAGGAAGUAAAGGAGACAGUAUGGGAUUGCGAAUCAUCGAAGGCUCUAGGUAACGAUGGCUAUAAUAUGAAUUUUAUAAAAAGAUGCUGGGAGGAGAUUGGAGCGGAUUUUAAAAGAGCGGUGUUGAGCUUUUUUGUGACAGGAAAGCUACCAGCAGACUCCAAUGUUACUUGGGUAGCGCUGGCUCCAAAGUUUGUGGGUGCGAAGAAGAUAAAGGACCUUAGACCGAUCAGUAUGGUGGGAUGA
Molecule: messenger RNA, 516 nt
Organism: Arachis duranensis
Lineage: Eukaryota; Viridiplantae; Streptophyta; Magnoliopsida; Fabales; Fabaceae
Exons: 1
Coding region: 1-516 (171 amino acids)
Source: RefSeq, a predicted model, not a curated record